Messenger RNA from Drosophila innubila, 596 nucleotides. RefSeq lists its product as uncharacterized. NCBI's taxonomy places the organism in Eukaryota, Metazoa, Arthropoda, Insecta, Diptera, Drosophilidae. The record is from RefSeq and is a predicted model, not a curated record. The coding region runs from base 239 to 553 and encodes 104 amino acids. The transcript is spliced from 2 exons.
UUUUUUUUUUGAGAGAGAAAAGGAAAAGAAAAAAAAAGAAAGGAGAGGAAGUUUUUCGGAAAAAACCACGUUGUGAGAGUUGGAGGUGGACAGCGGUCAGGAGCGGUUGCCAUUGGGCAGACCCAGAUUUUAUUUUUUAAAAGGUUGUCGCGCUUUGUUGUACUCCAGCACAUGUGUGCCUCGCCAGAAGUUGUGCCGUGCGGAUACCUGUGCCGACCCAAAUUCCGCUGUUUUUGAAAUGAAGUCGUGCCCGACAAGAGCUAUCCGCUUAGAGAAGAGUGCUGUGCCGUCAAUUGUGUCUUGUGCCGCAUUGGACAUCCUUAUAUCCACUGACAGCGAUAACAACAGACGCACCAAGGCCAGUGGAAUCAUAUCUCCCGCAACAGAGGGCAUCAGUUGGCAUCGUCGUGGGAAAACUCUGGAGUCGUCCAUUGGGAUCCAUUCGUCCAAGAGAAUCGCAGCCCGUUGUGACAUCGUACAACUCAUGGAAACUCCUCACGGGUUCGCUUCCAUCCCUGGCCCGCAGUUCACACAAUCGAUAACUUGUCGCUAACUGCAAACAGCUGCAGCUCAACUACCAUCACUAUCGACAAAAA